AUGAAGGCGAUUAUUCCGUUUAGCGGUCUGUUCGCCGCCACAGUCGCAAUCUUCCUCGUGGACAGCCACAAGAGUCUCUCGCCGGGCCCCAGCGCGGAUUCCGCUCUCACGAAUGCGCUGCUGGCACAGCUUGUGUUGGCAUCAAGCGUAACGCCGGUAACAGCGGUUGACAUAGAGCCUGUCCGCCCGACCCACACUGCCAUCGUAGUCAAUACGCUCUGGUACCUAAGCCUCGUCAUCUCCCUCAUCUGCGCUGUGCUAGCGACGAUGGUCCAGGAUUGGCUCAAGGAAUCCGCAGUCGAGGACGUCCGUCCCUCGGUUGCAACCAUUGAGCGCCACGGCCUCACGCGGCUAUACUCGCAUACGGCGCUCGAGCGUUCCAGGCUAGAUCAUCUGCCAACAUGCGUAGUCGGCUUAAUGCACUCCGCCGUGGCUCUCUUCCUCAUCGGACUCUCCCUAUAUCUCUUCCCGCUCCAUUCGACUCCCGGCUUCGCUGUCGCAAUAGCCUCCGGGUUAGGCGCUCUGUUCUACGGUCUCGUCAGCGUAGCCCCUUUGAUCGACCAGGAGGGCCCCUAUUACACUCCGCUAAGCUACAUCCUGUCUGUAGCUUUCUACAGCUCGGCAGUGCUUAUAGCGAGCACUUUGAUGUAUAUCGUCAACGUGUGCGCUGCGGCGAAAGAUUGGAUAUCCAACAAGCAUGUCGCAUUCGGGGAUCUUGAUCCCCGGCAGGUCUUCAUGUUCCUAGGGGACCCGGCCCUCUCCGUGCGGAUCAUAGGCCCACUAUGUCAUUGGGUGCUCCGCUCCAGGUCCAUGGAAGAGCUAGAUGAGCUGCUUGAACGUGCUUUCGAGCCUCUGCAAGGUCGGCCGGUCCUCGCUGGCAGGGCGCUCGCUUUCCUAGCAACGCGCAUGCGUGCCUAUCUGUUGAAGCACCCCGAAGCCAUGCGAUACCUCUCUCGCUGCUUGCUCAGCUUGGAGUACCAAAGCGUUUGCGACUUUUUCAUCCGACUUCGCAGCAGCAGGGCUGUCAUGGAAAGACUCGUCGCCGUCUUUCAGAAUAUCGACUCAGUCUUCGCCGCGGUAGGCGCCAUGCGGUUUUUGCAAAUGCUCGUAUCAGCGGAAAGCCAUGUGGACAACCAGUCGCAGGCUCACAGUAACCAGGAUCACCGAUGGAGGUACAUGGAGCCUGUCCUUGCCGCGUUUCCAGCGUUCGCCAAGCAAGUCGGCGAGCAGGCCGACAAGGCGUUGCGUCAGCGGGAUCCCGUACUGCAUACGGCGGUGGCGAGUUUUCGUUGGACACUUAUCCAAUCUCUUGGAGCCGUCGAAGGAGAACCUUGCACAGCCGAACAACCAGGCUUUUUGGCCAAGACCAGCGUACAUUCCAUGCUCAUCACGCUCGAAAGCGUCGAAAGCCUUCGUAUGCGCACCGCGUCCGCUACCGAUCACCCGCAGUUGGAAACCCUCCUACAGGACUCGUCGACAGACCCUCGUCUGGAGUUGUCGACGCGCAAUGCAUUGACAUUACUGGAUUGCGUUCAGCUCUGUGAUUGGCAACCGGGUGACUGGCACAAACCCGAUUUGAACUACCUGCGCAAGGGUAUGCCAAGCAUGUGGGAGUGGCCACGGCUGUAUGGAUGCCAUGGAUCUGGGACUUCGCCCCUCGCCUCAAAAACCUUACGCGAACUUCUCAGCCAAGAUCGUGUCAAGGUUUCGAUGCAAAGGAGCUCAGCAACACUAGUGCCCGACGCCCUCCGACUAGAGCCAGUCGCUAUCCACGCCCUGCGCGACCUUGCGAGCGUUGUCGCUCCGUUGACACCCGAAUUUGCUGCCAAAGGUCAAGCGAGAGAGCUAGACAACGCCCUGACACCAUCCGAGAACAGCUCCGUCGAUGUCGUUCCUAAGACUACGUACAUUGCCUGA
This is a messenger RNA of Peniophora sp. CBMAI 1063, 1917 nucleotides long. Lineage: Eukaryota; Fungi; Basidiomycota; Agaricomycetes; Russulales; Peniophoraceae. The record is from the annotation of a GenBank genome assembly.